Neurospora crassa OR74A is the source of this 1473-nucleotide messenger RNA. RefSeq lists its product as hypothetical. The transcript is spliced from 2 exons. Bases 394 to 1260 code for a protein of 288 amino acids. The record is from RefSeq and is a predicted model, not a curated record. NCBI's taxonomy places the organism in Eukaryota, Fungi, Ascomycota, Sordariomycetes, Sordariales, Sordariaceae.
AACAACUUCAAACACAUCCUCGAGCUUGCAAAUGGCAACUAGAGAACUGGAUGAUGCCGCCCGGUUGCUUCAAUCGAAGCACGUGAGCUCGCGUCAGACCCUAACCCUGUCAUCCUUCACUUCACGUCUCUCGCGGUGCGGCGACCGGAGUAUGCCCCGCGUCUUCUCUCAUACCACUUACAACUUUCACCAAGUAAUUGCAUAACCUUACAUCACUUGUGAUUCUCCCUUGGAAGGUCAGGCAACAAAGUCUGUAAAGUGUCGCUCCCUCGAAUAGAUGAAGUCUACCUCAAUAACAUCCACCGUUUAACUUGACUGAACUGCCGAACCCAAAAGUCAUACCAACCAACGCAUCUACUACAACCUCAAGACCAAGAGACAACAUCCACAGAAAUGGCCGACCGUCGUCCCGGGCCCAACUUCAAACCCGCUGCUCCCUCGCGAAUCGCGCCUCCUUCACACACCGGACUUUCCUCCGCCGGAGCAGGAGCGGGAGCGGGAGCAAGAGUCGGAGCAUCAGUCCGCCGCAACCUGUUCCAACAGCAGCCACAAUCACAACCAGCUCAGGCAUCCCGACAACCCACUGCUGCUCCAGAUAGUACUCAGUCUCAAGGACACUUUCCAUCCCAACAAUCCUUUCAGUCUCAGACCUCUCAGACAUCUCACUCUCAGAUCCACCAGAGCAACUUUCAGUCACACUUACCUCACCAACAAGCUUCUUACCUCACCCAACCACCUUCUUCCUACUCCGACUACUCCUACCCCUACCCCCAAGAUCUUCUCAGUCAACAAUACCAACAACCAGUACCACAACACCACGAAGAAGACACCAAAAUGACCUCUUCACAAGAAUCCCCACCCUUGACCGACGCCCUCACAGACCCCAACCUCGAAAUAGUCGUUCGCGACAAAGAAACUGGAGAAAUCGACUUGGGCCACGACCCUCCCACGCCGCCCUACGACGAGGAGAUGGAAACGAUCAUGGAGGCCCGAAUAGAGCAGGAGAAGGAAAGGGAGAGGUUGGCGGACGCGGUGAGGGAGUGGUUGACGGAGCACGAGGCAGAGGGGAGGGGGGAUGUUGGGCCAGAGGGGGCUGGAGGAGGGGGAGGGGGAGGAGAAGGUGCUGGUGGGGGAGGAGGAGGUGGGAUGGAUACCGAAGAUCUCCUGGAGGCAGUCAAGGCGAGCUUGAAAGCCAAGGUCGCGGCGUUAUCGGAAGAUAAUUGGAUGUUUGAGAGGGAGGAGGUACUUCAUUUGCACUGACUGAUUGGGGAGGGAUGAUUGAGUGACGAGCGGCACGCAUUUGUUGACACGACUGGAUUGCAUUCAUGGUAACGAGGCUGGUUGGUAGUUGGGUCUGGUUCCUUCUCCGAGUUCUUUUUUCCAGUUACUACUUGGGUUUCUUUCCCCCUCUGGAUUGUUGUAUUAUCUUAGCAUAACCAGCGUAUACCCCCCUAUGAUUACCAUUUUCACCUU